AUGGCCAAAUCAAAGGCUACCACCAAAGCAGCGGCUCCUGCUGAGCACGGCUACGAAUUCUUCGGCCCUCCCGGUGCCUUUGGUAUUUCGUUUGGCCUUCCCAUCCUCGUCUACGUUUUCACGUUUGCCUGCAACGACAUCUCAGGAUGCCCCGCGCCGUCGCUCCUAAACCCUCGCUCCCUGUCGUUAGAUCAACUAAAGCUCGAAGUUGGCUGGCCUGAAGAUGGCAUCUGGGGUGUUGCCAGCUGGAAGGCCACCGGCGCAGUCCUCGCAUACUAUCUUGUCAAUUUGAUCUUGUACCGUGCCUUGCCCGCGACCGAAGUGGAAGGCACUGUGCUGAGCUCUGGCGGACGCCUCAAAUACAGAUUCAACACUUUCUACUCCAACACGGCAACGUUGGCUGCCCUUGCAGCCGGAACCGCCGCCCAAGGUGCUGAAUUCCCCGUUUGGGUUUUCAUCAGCGAGAAUUAUCUCCAAAUCCUGACUGCUUGUAUUGGCAUUGCCUAUGCUAUUGCCACAUUUGUAUACGUACGCAGCUUUAGUGUCAAGGCUGGAAACAAGCAACUUCGAGAGCUUGCUGCAGGUGGACACUCCGGAAACUUGCUCUACGACUGGUUCAUCGGCCGCGAAUUGAACCCCCGAGUCACAAUCCCCCUCAUCGGAGAAGUCGAUCUCAAAGAGUGGUGUGAGUUGCGCCCCGGCAUGAUGGGCUGGAUCAUCCUCAAUUGUUCUUGGUGUGCUCAGCAGUACCGCAACUUUGGCUACGUCACUGAUAGCAUCAUCUGCAUCACUGUUGUGCAAGCGUUGUACAUUGUCGACUCGUGGUGGUUUGAGCCUGCAAUCUUGACCACCAUGGACAUCACCACUGACGGUUUUGGCAUGAUGCUUGCUUUUGGCGAUCUCGUCUGGGUUCCUUUCGUAUAUUCCAUGCAAACUCGGUAUUUGUCAGUCCAUCCGUUGUCCCUUGGACCCGUGGGCCUUGCUGGCACCGUAUCUCUCAUUGUCCUCGGUUUCUACAUCUUCCGCUCCGCCAACAGUCAAAAGAAUGCUUUCCGCACCAAUCCCAAAGACCCUGGUGUUGCACACCUGAAGUACAUUGAAACCAAGACGGGCAGCAAGCUUCUCAUCUCCGGCUGGUGGGGCAUCGCUCGCCAUAUCAACUAUCUUGGUGAUUGGAUUCAAUCGUGGCCAUACAGUCUUCCCACUGGACUUGCUGGCUACCAGAUUCUGGCUGCCAGUGCCGGAGCCGCCUCCGAGGGCGCAUACAUCAUGAAGGAUGGCCGUCAGAUUAUUCAAGGCGUCGCUCGAGGGUGGGGCAUGCCCAUUACCUACUUCUACAUUGUUUAUUUUGCCGUCCUCCUUAUCCACCGUGAUCGUCGUGAUGACGAGAAGUGCCACCGCAAAUACGGAGAGGAUUGGGAGGAGUACAAGAAGAUUGUCCGGUGGAGGAUUGUUCCUGGCAUUUACUAA
Pochonia chlamydosporia 170 is the source of this 1470-nucleotide messenger RNA. Its product is annotated as delta(14)-sterol reductase. The transcript is spliced from 3 exons. Gene Ontology annotation, cellular component: endoplasmic reticulum membrane. Gene Ontology annotation, molecular function: Delta14-sterol reductase activity. NCBI's taxonomy places the organism in Eukaryota, Fungi, Ascomycota, Sordariomycetes, Hypocreales, Clavicipitaceae. The record is from RefSeq and is a predicted model, not a curated record. The coding region runs from base 1 to 1470 and encodes 489 amino acids. Gene Ontology annotation, biological process: ergosterol biosynthetic process.